CGCAUGUUGAACCACAGCCACCAAUUCGCUACCAGCUGCCUCCCCUCCGGCCGCGAUCCUAUACAGGGAUUCGCGCUCUGCUGCUUGUUUUCCAUGCGCCUAACAAUGUCGCCUUGAGCCCUCUAAGCACCUGAACGGCCGGCUUCGACCUUCCUCCAAAUUCCGACGUCUCUUCCUCCUUCGACCGGUCCUUGACGAAAACCUGCGACUGAAUUCCCUGGGCCAGUCGGACUCCCUGCCGGCUCAUCUCAGACACAUUGCGACAUCCACUUCCGGGCACAAACGGGCUCUACAGCAAACAUGGAUAAAAUGCUCAGAUUCGGGCCGAGCACGCAGCUCUUGUCGAGGUGCAGCAAUGGGUGGUUGACCAUGGGCGUUGCGCCGGUCCGGACUGGGAGUCCAUUAUACCAGAGCAUUAGGCAGGUAUCCACGACCCGGCCAACGAAAGCCCAGGCAACCAAAGAGCAGGUCAAGGUGGCCAAGGACACAGUCAAGGAAGCAGUCGUGAAGAAGGCAAAACCAACAGUUGCGGCUGCCGCGAAGCCAAGGCAGGUGGCUCCAAAGGCGACCGCUCCCAGCUCGUCAGAGAAAUUAUCGACAACUGCAAAGGCUGUGAAGCCUGCCCCAAAAACUCAGGUGCCCAAAUCUACCUCUGCCGCGACGUCGGGCAAGGAGACCAAGGCCGCCGCGCCUGCGCCUGUGAAGAAGACCCCGGCCGCCAAGGCCAGCCCGGCGGCGGCGGCGACAACGACUACGCGGGCACCGAAAGCAGCCGCCGCGACGGCGGUGGCUAAGGCCCCGGGGCAAGCGACAUCUUCGCACACACCCACGCCGACGUCCACACCUAGGCCCACGGCCAGCAACACCAAACCCGGGGCGACAACAAGCCCGGCAGUGGCCACAGGGCCAGCGAAGAGUGCACCGACACAGGCAAGCAAGAGCAGCCCUGUAUCGGCGCCUCUGCCUUACUCUGCUGCCCGUGUGCCAAAACCCACAGAGCCGGAGCCGAAACGGCCAGUAGACCCGUCCAGCCCGGAGUACAAGCGGGCCGCACGGAAGUGGGUGCAGACGAUGAUUGCGCUCCCGAUCCUGCUGGUCACGUCAUAUUUCCUGUAUGACAGACUGGCCUUAGGUAAUCAUCCAAGCUUGGAACCGUACCGUGCAAGGCCUCAACCGGCUGCUGUAGCAUCGGAGGGCGCAGAGGCUCACAAGGUCUAAGGCGCAUGAGGGAUGAAACCCAAGAAAUACCCUACUCGUUUCUCAAGUUCCAAGUCGCAAAACACGGUCCACGUCUUAAAUUUGACACGAAGCCAUAAUUGACCUCUCGCGGAUUUUGUGUAUCGAAGCACUGUGACCCAUAUCGUGCCGCCCCCCGCGUCCCUUCCACCCGUUUCCGGCGCCGACACCUGAACCUGAUCGGGUGGAAGCGCUCGCCUGUCAGGAAGGCCAUGCAGCAGUCUCAAGACCGUGAUCCCAGAGUUUCUCGCUAUCAGGCUGAACCAAUUGAAAAGGUCAGGCCGGGCAUCCUCGGUUAAUGGCUUGCAAACAGGAAAAGCACAGUUUGUUGGUGAUUCCAGGAUGCAGGCAGAAGAUGAUCCUUCAUCCUCUAGGCAAGCCGGGCCAUGACUGUUUGUUGUAGUGGCGUAAUGACUCCGUGGACAUAUGCAAACACCGCUGUUCCUGUUUCCAAGAAUACGUACGUCUGGUUGGAUGUGUCAGGUCGUGUUCCACCCAAAAUCCGUUCCAUCUACAGUUUGAACUCUAUCUCCGUCUCUCGAUACGGACGACAAGUUGUGAGUGCAA
Diaporthe batatas is the source of this 1803-nucleotide messenger RNA. RefSeq lists its product as uncharacterized. The transcript has 2 exons. Bases 301 to 1218 code for a protein of 305 amino acids. Lineage: Eukaryota; Fungi; Ascomycota; Sordariomycetes; Diaporthales; Diaporthaceae. The record is from RefSeq and is a predicted model, not a curated record.